Molecule: messenger RNA, 3976 nt
Organism: Fragaria vesca subsp. vesca
Lineage: Eukaryota; Viridiplantae; Streptophyta; Magnoliopsida; Rosales; Rosaceae
Exons: 8
Coding region: 376-3729 (1117 amino acids)
Source: RefSeq, a predicted model, not a curated record
CUCUUUCAGUUCCGCUGAAUCCCAACCUCCGCAGAACACAGAGCCAAAAUCUUCUCUCAAAUCCGAAACUCUCUCGCUAAACGGCGCCGUUUGCCACCAAACCGCCGUGCGCCGCCUCUCGUUUCUUCUCCGCCUCCGCCACCGAAGAAUCCAGAGGUCUCCGGAUUCUCCAGGUACACGAAUCUUCAAUGUUCGGAAACUCUAUUCUGGUUUAUUACGCGAGUUCAUGGAUAUGGUAGAAGUUUCGAAAACAAUGCAUUCGAGCUGUUAAUUAUAGUUAUGUGAAUUCGGAAUUUGGAAUUAGGAUUAGGAAUUUAGGAUUAGAAUCAAGGGAUUAGGGGUUUUUUGAGUUGUAGGGGAGAUAAGAUUAGAGAUAUGAAAGGACGAUCCCACCGGUUUCAGAGUUCGGACCCGCCGGACGACUGGGUGGACGAGUCGUGGACGGUGGAUUGUUUGUGUGGUGUGACUUUCGACGAUGGGGAGGAGAUGGUGAAUUGCGACGAGUGCGGUGUUUGGGUGCACACGCGGUGUUCUAGGUAUGUGAAGGGAGAUGAUAAUUUUGUUUGUGAUAAAUGUAAGAGGAGGAAUAGUAGGAAUGAUAGUGAGGAAACUGAGGUUGCGCAAUUGUUGGUUGAGCUGCCGACUAAGACAGUGAGGAUGGAGAGUUCGUUUCCGCCGCCGCCGAGUAUGCCUGCUCGGCGGCCUCUUAGGCUUUGGACAGAUAUUCCGAUGGAGGAGAGGGUGCAUGUGCAGGGGAUUCCGGGGGGUGAUCCUGCUUUAUUUGGUGGACUGUCGUCGGUUUUUACUCCGGAGCUGUGGAAGUCUACGGGAUAUGUGCCGAAAAAGUUUAAUUUUCAGUACAGGGAGUUCCCUUGUUGGGACAAGAAAGAGGAGGCUGAUGAUAGAUUUGAUGAAGACAGUGAGAAUGCUGUGGAUAAAGGUGCCGGUGUUCUGUUCUCGUUGUUGAAUGAGAGUGUCUUGGCAAACCCAGUGGCUGCUUUGGUUGGAAUGAGGAGCCGAGAAGGUGGGUAUGACAAGAGGGUGUCUUUGAAAGAGACAAAAAGGUGGGAUAAGGAGGUUCGUGAUCUUAGGUGUGCUCAGAGUGGUGGGAAGAAGGAGAGGAGUUUGCUUCGGCCCAUGGUGUUACAUACAGGAAAGCGUAAGAAGGACGAUCUUGGGACAUCCAAAGAUCGGAUUGCCAAGAAGAGGGCUAGAGCUGCUGAGAAAGAGGCUGAUGCAAGGAAGAGAGGGGCUCAAUCGUCUAAAUCAGUGUUUACACCCUCAAGUGAUGCAAAACAAUUGGAAUUUUCUGAGGACAGAGGUCCGAAGAUUUCUAAGGCUGAUGUUCAGAGUGUGAAGUAUAAGAGGUCAAGCAACUCUGUGGUUCGAGAACCUGCAACAAAUGUUUCUCUUGCGACAGACUAUACUGUUGAAAAGCACUCUUCCGAAGCCUUACUUUCUGAUAGGUCUAAAACAGUUGGUGAUGGACUAAAGGAAGACAAGGUGGAACACCAAGUUUCUACAGUGCCGGGGAACAUGACUAUCACCAAAAUGGAUGAUGCUGCUGUUGCAUCAUUGUUAGAAUUAAAUGAUGCUAGUAGGACUGAUUGUCUACAAGAACAGGGAGAUAGCACAGAAGAUGAUAAUGUGAAUGUCAAACCACCCAUCGAAAAUGUUAGCACACCACCAGAGGUUGAAGAUCAGAAUCACUGUCCUACUGGCGACAGGUCCAUUCAACGUUCUCCCAAUGGAAAAACUGAAGACCAUGAGGACAUUUCUCGGAGCCUGUUGGAUGUACAGUCUUCUCUUCACGGUGAUGCAAAAGAUCUUGGCAAAUGUUCCGAUCAAGUGUCUGAAAGUGCAAAAGAUAAUGCUGUAACAUUAAACAUCCCACUAUCCAGUGACCAGAAGGUGCAAAGUGCCGAAAAAACUUCUGAAGCAGUUGAUUCUCAUACAGACAGGGGUGAUGUAGUAUCUGGUGAUUGCCAGCCUAAACGGGAAUCAGAAAGUUUGGCAGGUUCAAUUACUCUGCAAAAAUGUUCUUCAGAUGUCAAACAUGGUUCAAAGCUUUCAGAAGAUCUUUCAAAGGCUGGUGGGAUCUUAAACUCUGCAGCAACACCGGGUCAGCUUAAAACAACUUCAAGUGCUGGGAAAUCUUCUACUGUUCCAUGCACGAGUUUGACCCCCAAAUCAUCCACUCCUCAGAACUUAAAAUCUGGGGAUGUUCAGAAUCCUAAUCCAUUUACUAAGCAACGAGUAGUGUCUGAAAGUAAAGUUAGCAUCAAGAAAGAUCGUGCUUCAUCUGCAGACAUGGAUCAUGAUAAGGACAAUAUGCCAAGGAAAAUAGUAAAAGAGCACUUAAGAUCCCCUACAAGUUCUGCUCUGAAAACCCCACACUUUAGCAGGAAUUCACAUGAUUCUGUAUCCAAGCGGACCACAUCAGAAUCAAAAGAUUCAUUGCUUCACUCAUCAUCCAAGACAUUGUCAGAAGGAGAUACUGCAGUUCCUGCCGGCUCUAGUGAGAAGGUACAUGGGCAGAAUAAAAGUUCAGCUUCAAGUGCAAUGCAAAGAGGUGAAAAGUUGAACCAGACAACUUCUUCCAAGACUAGUCAGAAUCAUGCACCACCUGCUUGUCCACCUGCACCAUCUAGUUCUCAAGCAAAACUAAGUGACGAGGAACUCGCUUUACUUUUACAUCAAGAACUCAACAGUUCUCCCAGAGUACCUCGUGUACCACGUGCUCGUCAUGCGUCUAGCUUACCUCAGCUGGCUUCUCCAACUGCAGCAAGCAUGUUAAUAAAGCGUACAUCUUCUUCUAGCGGAAAGGAUCACAACGCGGGCUCUAGAAGAAAAGUGAGGGAUGCUUAUAAAGAUGGGGUCCGAAGUUCCCGUGAACUGGAUGAUGAAGCUAAGAAGAUGGACAGAGUCCCAUCUUCUCCAGAUCGUAGAAGACAAGACACAGCAAGUACAGUGGACGCUGCUGCUAAGAGGGAGGAGAAUGCAUCUUCAACAGCCUCACAUUCUUACAAAAAGACUAUCCCUUCUACCUCCAUUCCAACUGCAAGCAGUGGUCGAUCUUCAUCCACUGAGGCUAAUGAUCGCAAUUUGCCAUCUGUACGCAGUUCACCGAGGAAUGUGUCUGACGAUGAUAUGGGGGCAGUUGGUCCUGUUCAUCAUACUUUACCAGGCUUAAUAAAUGAGAUUAUGAGUAAAGGCAGACGAAUGACGUAUGAGGAGCUCUGCAAUGCUGUGAUGCCGCACUGGCAUAACCUGAGAAAGCACAAUGGUGAGCGUUAUGCAUAUACAAGUCCUUCGCAGGCCGUUCUUGAUUGCCUUCGGAAUCGACAUGAAUGGGCUCGAUUAGUUGAUCGUGGUCCGAAGACAAACCCUAGGAAAAAGCGAAGACCUGAUGCUGACGAUUCAGAGGAUAAUGAAUAUGGCAGGGUCAAUCCAAAGGAGUUAGACAGUAAAAGCAUUGAUACACAGAGAGAGGACUUCCCGAAGGGCAAGAGAAAAGCUCGAAAACGCAGAAGACUGGCCCUUCAUGGACGAGGAAUAAAGGAUGUCAGGGAGAAACGGAAAACAGAUGUGCUCACCGACGAUGAUGUUGGGCCGUCGUUUUCUAAUUCCACCGAGGAAACUGUGUCAGAGGAUGAUAAUCAGGGAGGUGGAGCAGGUCCAGUUGGAAGUGAGGCCACUUCUAGUUCAGAGGAGGCAGGGACAAGUUGAUUGUCCACAGUCUGGUCUAACCUCCAGGGCUCCGGUAGAGCAACGGCUUGGAAGAACGGAAGAGUCAAGAGUGUAAUAUUAGUGUACAUAGUAAUGUAUAUUUAUGGGUCAGAAAUCUUUGUUUCUUUAGGGAGUAAUUCAAAUUUGAUCGAGUAAAACAUUAGGCAGAGGCUGCACCUGAUCACUACAAAACAAUGUAGAAUUCAUCAUCUUACUUUGCGUGGUAGAGUUUAACACUCUAACUUAU